UAUGCUUUAGCUAGACAAAAGAUACAUAGGGCAGAAAAAUGAGUCUCAAGUUCAUCCUAUUAAUAGCUUCACUUUUACUUUUAUGCAUCCCAUCUUCUGAAUCGGCAAUCCUUCCAUUUCUCAGAAACCAGAAAUUUUUCAAUGAAGAAGGAAGAAAGAUUCACAUUCGCAAGGAAAACAAGAUCAGCGUAAGAGUCAGCCGUUCACCUCCUGCCAAAGGCAGAAAUUGCUGCAAUGAUUAAAAGAAAAUCUGCACAAUAUUCCCAAAAUGAUCAGAGCUUAAAUACGUAAAGAGUAUUUGCUAAUUUGUACAAGUUUCAGGGGUAAAACGUAGUUGUUAAAACUCAAAGGCAUGUUUUCAACCUUCCAAUUUUUUUUUUUUGUUUCUCCUCCUGUAACAAACUCUUAUUCACUCCGCCUUGUUAUCA
Raphanus sativus (radish) is the source of this 428-nucleotide messenger RNA. RefSeq lists its product as uncharacterized. Bases 39 to 242 code for a protein of 67 amino acids. The transcript has 2 exons. Lineage: Eukaryota; Viridiplantae; Streptophyta; Magnoliopsida; Brassicales; Brassicaceae. The record is from RefSeq and is a predicted model, not a curated record.